Messenger RNA from Emiliania huxleyi CCMP1516, 1107 nucleotides. RefSeq lists its product as hypothetical. The record is from RefSeq and is a predicted model, not a curated record. The coding region runs from base 1 to 1107 and encodes 368 amino acids. NCBI's taxonomy places the organism in Eukaryota, Haptophyta, Isochrysidales, Noelaerhabdaceae. The transcript is spliced from 6 exons.
AUGCCGCUGACCGCGAAAGCGGAGAGGCGCAAGCGACGCAAGGCCUCCGAGGUGGCCGCUGCCUCCGUCGAGCCCGAGGUCGCCACCGAGGCGCCGGAGCCGCCCGCCGAGCCCCACAACGAGUCGGAAAUGGAGGUCGAGCCGGCAGCGCCCGAUCAGACGGCGAACCGCCUCCUGCUCAUGACGGCAGAGCACGAGGCGGCGGUGGCGCGGCGGUUGCUCCAGCAGGGCGGUCGCUGUUGGCUGCAUCAGCUUAUCGAUGACGACUCCGAAGUCUUCGAGAGCGAGGCGAAGGAGGAGAUGGUGAUCGUCGCGCGGGAGGUGGACGACUACUGCUUGAUGGUCGGCGACACGCGGCCCGAGGGCAUCUUCGGCUCCACGCUCGCGGCGGAAGCCGUGGUGGCGGCCCGCGAUUUCGAGGAGUGCGUGAGAGAUGGGACGAUUGUCGGCCGAGGAAGAUUAGGCGACUGGGAGAACUCGCUGCGCGCAAAGUCCCCGGAGCACCGCGCGCGCGCCGCCGCCAUCCUCGUCGCGCGCUGCCACGCACUGGGCCUCCCGAGCGAGGAGGCGGUGCGGGCGGCGGCCGGCUGCACCGCCUCUUACGAGUUCGACACGCCUCUGGCGCUCAGCUCGUUCUGCCCGGACGGUGAGAGUGGCACGGUCCACGGCGCGCCAAACCUCCGCCUCCCCACCCCACCGCAGGUGCGACACAUCGACCUCGACGACGAGCUGAGCGACCACAUUGAGCCGACGCCGCACCCCGCAGAGGGCUUUCCUGGGCGGUGGGGCACGCCGGCGGCGCCUCCCGACGGCAAGUACGCGGGCGGCACCCUGCGAGGCAUCCGGGUGCUCGGGGCGUACCUCGGAGACGACGAGUGGCGGAAGACGGAGCUCGUCGCGAGAGUCGAGAGGGCGCUCAAACCUCUCGAAGGCAUCCUCAAGCUGCGCGACACGAAGGAGAUCCACACGGCGCAGCAGGGGCACUUCGCGGCCAAGGGCAGCACCCAUGCUUCACCAACUUCACCAUGCUCCCAGCGGGCGAGUCAACCAGCCCCGCGCGGCCGAGCAAUCAGCGCCUCCAAGCGCGGCCGCGUGCACCGCCGGUAG